Molecule: messenger RNA, 1167 nt
Organism: Priapulus caudatus
Lineage: Eukaryota; Metazoa; Priapulida; Priapulimorpha; Priapulimorphida; Priapulidae
Product: trichohyalin-like
Molecular function (GO): protein binding
Source: RefSeq, a predicted model, not a curated record
CAGGAAAUGGGCAGGAUAGACCAGGAAAUAUCUAGACUCCAGCAGACAUUGAAAGACGAGAGACAAGAAAGGCUGUCAAAGACCACAAAGGCUGCCAUAACUUUGCAGGCUGCGUACCGUGGAGUGAGGGUGAGGCGGAGAUUCCGUUCUGCACUAGAAGAACGGAAGCGACUCAGAGUGUGGGCCAGGCAGCAGCGACGCGUGCAACAGAUCGAGGCAGAGCGUAGGCAAGCUGAAGAGAACGAGCGUCAUCAUCAUCAUCAUCAGCAGCAGCAGCAGCAGCGACUGGAUGAGCGAAGGAAGGCAAUCAGGAGAGAGGAGAGAGCCACGAGACGACCCUGUGCGCAGUCCAACGUGCACGCGGCCACCAGCAGGACUCGUAAGACGAAAACGGAGUCAGCGCGUGCAGCUAUUACGCCUACGGUAACAACGCGUCCGCUUCCGGAAGCUGCGGAAGCUGGUCGCGAUGUGAAGCCAAAAGGGGGCGAAGAAUUACGCAAGCCGGAAUGUGGGAGUUUGAAAACGGGCGCGCAGACGAUGGUGGUGAUCGAGUCUGGGAACGAACAGAUGCAGGGAAGUGCUGACUGGUGGGAUAUAGACGAAGCCGGCAACGCUGCCAUCGGUUGUAGGCACGACGCGGCUGGCGAUGCAGCGGAUGCACGCGCCACGCGCUGCCAGACAGGAACUGUAGUUGACUCCGAUGCAGAUUCUCCGGUGACACGGGACGGUGCAGACGACAGAAUGUGCUCCGUAGGCGACGCUGAUCUAGAUGUAUCUGACUCUGAAAACGGGGAGAACAACGUUGAGUACGAUGGUCAACUAUAUGAAGAUCAGUGCCGCGAUGCUACUGUCCUAGGCAGCGUGUGUAGCAUAGAGCAGAGCUGUGAUGCUACUGUCCUAGGCAGCGUGUGUAGCAUAGAGCAGAGCUGUGAUGCUACUGUCCUAGGCAGCGUGUGUAGCAUAGAGCAGAGCUGUGAUGCUACUGUCCUAGUGGGUGUAGUGGCGAACAAACAUCUGAUGCUACAGUCACAGACAGUGGGUGUAGUGGCAAAGGAACAUCUGAUGCUACAGUCACAGACAGUGAGUGUAAUAGAGAACAAACAUCUGAUCCUACUGUCACAGACAGUCAGUCUAAUGAAGAGCAUACAUCUGAUGAUGCUACAGUGA